Messenger RNA from Coffea eugenioides, 1545 nucleotides. Its product is annotated as probable pectinesterase/pectinesterase inhibitor 20. Bases 1 to 1545 code for a protein of 514 amino acids. The transcript is spliced from 3 exons. The record is from RefSeq and is a predicted model, not a curated record. Gene Ontology annotation, molecular function: pectinesterase inhibitor activity; pectinesterase activity. NCBI's taxonomy places the organism in Eukaryota, Viridiplantae, Streptophyta, Magnoliopsida, Gentianales, Rubiaceae. Gene Ontology annotation, biological process: cell wall modification.
AUGUCGAUUUCUACUUUCUCACUGUUUUUGAUCAUUCAUUCAAUCAUGUCUCCUAUCCAUGCAUCUUCUUCAUUCUCAAAACCUACUUCAUCCGAUGGCCUCUGUGACAUUACUCCUUACCCGGAUUUCUGUAAUUCUGAAAUGCCUCAAAACAAAUCAACCAACAUAUAUGACUAUGGCAGGUUGUCCAUCCAGAAAUCUCUUUCAACAUCCCAAGUCAUACUUUCUGCAAUCAACCGUUACUUACAUUCCGGAAGUUCUUCACAAUCUCAGACCACAAUUUUUGCUCUUCAGGAUUGCAAAAUUCUCCUCAGUUCAAAUGUGGAUUUGUUAUCAAGUGUUGCUGGAAUUAUAAAAGAUAGAGAUGCCCUCCAAAGUUCACAAUAUGAUGACUUGGAGACUUGGCUUAGUGCAACCAUUACCUCCAAACAGACUUGUUUGGAGGGACUAUAUGCUGUGUCAUCAGCUUGGGCCAUAGCAAAUGGCCUUUCACCUUCAUUAGCUAAUGGAACCAUGCUUUGUAGCGUGUCCCUUGCACUUGUCAAGCAUGGUUGGCAAUCUGGUGGUGGUAGUGUUAACAUUACCAAAGUAGUCGUGGUGAAUCCUGAUGGAAGUGGCAAUUACACCACCAUUAACGAUGCCAUUUCAGCUGCACCUAACAACACUCAAGCAGGCCGGGGAUAUUACCUGAUUCAUGUUGUUGCUGGAGUUUACCAAGAGUACAUUUCUAUUGCUAGUAACAAGAAGUAUCUGAUGAUGGUUGGUGAUGGCAUAAACCAGACGAUUAUAACUGGUAAUCAUAGCGUGGGUGAUGGAUGGACAACCUUCAAUUCUGCCACGUUUGCCGUGGUUGCACAAGGAUUUGUUGCAGUCAAUCUGACGUUCCGUAACACUGCUGGAGCAGCAAAAUACCAAGCUGUGGCUGUUCGAAAUGGUGCUGAUCUUUCUACAUUUUACAACUGCAGUUUUGAAGGUUACCAAGACACAUUAUACACCCACUCUAUGAGGCAGUUUUACAGGGAAUGUGACAUAUAUGGAACCAUAGACUACAUUUUCGGAAAUGCCGCUGUUGUUUUCCAGCUCUGCAACAUGUACUCAAGACUUCCUCUCCAAGGUCAAUUCAACACCAUCACUGCCCAAGGAAAAACCGACAUAAACCAAAAUACUGGUACUUCUAUUCUAGAUUGCAACAUUUUGGCCGCGACUGACUUAUCUCUGAGCAAUGCAACGGUACAAACGUAUCUUGGACGACCAUGGAAGAAUUAUUCCACGACGGUUUAUAUGGAAUCCUUCAUGGAUAGUUUGAUUAAUCCUGCUGGUUGGGCUGCAUGGUCAGGGGAUUUUGCGCUAAGUACAUUGUACUAUGCUGAGUAUAACAACUCUGGUCCGGGAUCGAACACUGCCAACAGGGUUACAUGGCCUGGCUAUCAUGUGAUCACAAGUGCAUCUGCUGUUGUUAAUUUCACUGUGUCCAUUUUCAUAUCUGGGGACUUCUGGUUGCCUGCUACCGGAGUUCCUUACAUUGGUGGCUUUCUUUAUGCCUAA